AAAAGCCAAUAAAAAAAUUCUCCUCCUCUCCAGUUCAGAACAAGAUCUAUUGUGCAUUUCUCCUAGGCAUGUUUUGACAUCCAGAAGGGGGUGAAAAUAGUUAUAGUUAAUGUGCAACAGGAAUCUGGAUUUCAGACACAGACUUGUACCUUUCCAUUGAUCCUGCUGACAUGCUGCAAGCUAAAUAUUAAACAUUUUUUGAUCAAUUGAAGUCCAGCCUGGGGAGAAGAAACAGUUAAAAAAAUGUCUCAAUUUUACUUGCAAUCAGCUAAUCAGACUUUGUGUGCAUCUGUGGAUGGUACAGAACUGAAAUCAAGCUCUGAUAAUGAAACCACAAAUGAAAAGUGGACCGAAGACGCCUUUCCAGGAUUAGAAAUACUGUGCACAAUUUAUGUUACAUAUGCUGUGAUCAUUUCUGUGGGUCUCCUUGGAAAUGCAACACUCAUCAAAGUUUUUUUCAGGAUUAAAUCAAUGCAGACGGUUCCCAACAUCUUCAUCACCAGCCUGGCAUUCGGAGACCUGCUGCUUUUGUUAACAUGUGUGCCUAUAGAUGCAACACGUUACAUUGUGGAUACCUGGCUUUUUGGAAGAAUUGGGUGCAAGCUGUUGUCUUUUAUCCAGUUAACAUCAGUUGGAGUAUCAGUGUUUACCCUGACUGUUCUCAGUGCUGACAGGUACAGAGCCAUUGUUAAACCCUUGGAACUGCAGACUUCAGAUGCACUCCUGAAGACCUGCUGUAAAGCCGGCUGUGUUUGGAUUGUCUCCAUGAUAUUUGCUAUCCCAGAGGCUGUUUUUUCAGAUUUGUAUUCUUUCAGCAAUCCUGAGAAAAAUGUAACUUUUGAAGCAUGUGCCCCCUACCCUGUAUCUGAGAAGACCUUGCAGGAAGCUCACUCCCUGGUUUGCUUCUUAGUGUUCUAUAUUGUGCCCUUAGCUGUCAUUUCUGUCUACUACUUUCUUAUUGCCAGAACUUUAUAUAAAAGUACAUCCAACAUGCCAGCAGAAGAACACGGUCAUGCCCGUAAGCAGAUUGAAUCCCGCAAGAGAGUUGCAAAGACAGUGCUGGUGCUUGUGGCUCUGUUUGCCUUCUGCUGGUUGCCCAACCACAUCCUCUACCUGUACCGCUCUUUCACAUACCACACUUCUGUUGAUGCUUCCACCUUUCAUCUGAUAGCAACUAUUUUUUCCCGUGCCUUGGCCUUCAGCAAUUCCUGUGUCAAUCCUUUUGCUCUUUAUUGGCUGAGUAAAAGCUUCCGGCAACAUUUUAAAAAGCAAGUAUUAUGCUGCAAGUCAGCAUUCUGUGCAAAGCCUCCCAGUGCUCCCCAGAGCAGUUCUUUUACCAGAGCCCCGUCGAUCACGGGCAGCAUGCAUGGCUCAGAAAUCAGUGUUACACUGCUAACAGAUUAUAGCAUCACAAAAGAAGAGGAAAGUGUUUAGUCCGUGCGGGAUGAAGAAGGACAGAAACUGAAUCAUUGCAAUCAAGUCACUGCUACUGGCAUCCUGGAAAGGGGUGCCAUGGCUUGCCCUGUCUGUUAGAGUGUGUUCAUCAGGAGUUCCUCAUUUUUCAAACUAUAGAAUAAAGAAAUCAAACUGUGUGGGGGGAAGAAGCUGCAACAGUGGAACUUUCCAGCAUAAGCUCAAAAGGAUUACUCACGUUCCCAUGCAUGAAUACAGAUUCUUAGCCAAAAUUCCUGGACUGGGCAGGAGAGGACUUAGAUUUGGUGAAGAAUUGGCUGUAAGGACAGUUUUGUCAUUGGUGACUUGCUCAUUGAGUCAUGACUGAGAGCUGGUUCUGACAACUACUUGCAUCUACAGCAAGCAAGCAAAGCCACAUAAUCAAUCAGGCACAUUUUUGAUUAAUUUAUUUUCAUGUCCUGAAUGCUAAAAAUGGGUAAACACGUGAGAAGGAAUGCUAAAAUGAGAGAAGACAAAGGUUUGUAGCGCUGUGAAGUAAAAAAAGAAAAAGCAUUAUGGGCCAGAUCUACAGUAGUUGUUGCUCGUCAGUGACUUAGAAAUUCUGGAUAAGAGCUGACUGCUUUGUAGUGAGAUGGAUGUUCCUAAGGAAGUCAAGGGAACGAGCAGGUGAUCAUCACUCUGAGAAAUUUAUAAUCACCUUUAACCACACUGGUAAAAUUGUUUUUCAUAUAAGGGUAAAACAUCUCGAUAGUUCUUUAUCAUUACAAUGAUUUAACAUCAAGAAAUUGGGGUGGAACUGUAUUAAGAGUUCGAUUUGGGAUUUACAGUGCACUUCUAAAGUGCUCAAACAUCCCCUCCUGCCUUACUUUAUAUCCCAAAGUGGUCUUGAGUACACAACCUUGAUUGCUCUUAGAUGGAACUGUGUGUCCAAUCUAUCGAACCAGACUAGAGCGAGUUUGAAGUGAAAAAUGUACAGUGUGGAGAGUCAGACUGACCCUUUACCUGCACAGCUCCAUACCUGCUGUAUUGUAUGUGGUUGUAUCUAAGUGGUCUACACAUAUUCAAGCACACUGGGACAGUUGUUUUUUUUCACUAUACUAAUUUUGUAUUCUUCAAGUUGUAUCCCGUUUUAAUAUUAGGAUGGGCUGUCUUAAUGCCAUAGACCUUCUAAUAUCAAAUCCACUGAUUUUAUGACUUGGCUUGCAGACACAAACCAGGACAGCCUGUCCGUGCCCAGCAGCACUGCUGGCGGGGACUGCCUUCCCAUUAGGAAGUACAGGAAGCAAAUCUUCCUACCCCAUGUCACAAAAUACUUGCGUGACACUUAUUUUUAUGAACUUUGUGUUCCCUGAACCAAAAUUUUUGUUCUGUGGAAGCUGGUGAUAGAAAACACAAUUGAUUUUCCAUUGCUUAAACUGCAAUUUAAGCUUAAUUAAAUUGCUUAAACUGCAAUUUAAAUGCUUAAACAGAAUUUGCAACAUAUGAAUUAAAAUAAUUCUGUCAGUCACAGAAGCUUCAAUUUUAACUAACUCUUGAAGGUAUAGCCCCCCUUCACCUGCACAGAGCCCCUUAGCAACAUAUAGUUGGAAAUCCAUCUACUCAUGCACCAUUAACUAAGUUGACUAUAAAAUGAGAAAAUGUAUUUACAGACUCACUCUGUUGCCUGCUCUAAUCAGAAAAACAAGGCCAAACUAUAAAUCCCGGGGGCAUUGCAGUACAACCUCUGCUGUCUUCGUAAACCAGUUAAUGACAGACCAGUUUAAUCCCAUCAGACCUGGCCUUGUUUUACUACAGUGUUCAUGUUACAAGCUGCAAGGCUACAAGCACUAAUUUUGAAAUUGAUUCCUCCUUUUAUUGAACCAAUUUCAUACCAGGACAGGAUCACUAAAAUAAAUGGAAAUACAAUAACACAGAAAUACAAUUUAUGGCAUAAAAGACUCCAGAGACCUUAUUUUACUCUCUUUGUCUCAGUGUAAUACAUUGCCUGGUAGAGAGCUAUGCACAAAUAUUAGAAACAUGUUGCACUGCUAUUUUCUUCUUCUCUCUUUCCUUCAUGGAGCUGUAGGGUGAGACUGAAAUAAGUAGAGAAGCGUACAUACUAUGAACCUAUGUUUAUCUUCCUUGAUCUUACUACAGGGAAUUCUAAACAAAAGAAAUAUCCACCAACAAUACCAUUGCCUACAACAUUCUUUAUUCUAGCUUAGUAAUCCCUUUGGGAAACAGAUCUAUAUGUUUCUGGACUUCACAAUUUGUCUUUGUCAGAGAUCAAAUUUUCCACUGCAAAAUCUUUGGCUACACCUCACAGUAGCCCUUAAAACCCAGUUUCCUAAUUCAUUAUUUUUCUUCCUUCGCAUGCAGCUACUUUUCGUUUGUGUAACUACUCCUCUAACUGAAUUGUCAUUCUACUGCUAAUAUAUCCUGUUACAAAACUGAUGGUUUUGCUAUAUUCUGCACAUGUUCUGUUUAAAGACUGGCAAUAUUUCAAGCCACAAUUUAAUUAUUUUAUGUACUUUAUGCUUUGAUAAUUCUGUACUUUCAAAUCUUCAUGGCAAGAUGUAUUGGAAUGAUACAUGGGCCAACAUAUA
Molecule: messenger RNA, 3998 nt
Organism: Parus major (Great Tit)
Lineage: Eukaryota; Metazoa; Chordata; Aves; Passeriformes; Paridae
Gene: BRS3
Product: bombesin receptor subtype 3
Exons: 3
Coding region: 244-1434 (396 amino acids)
Biological process (GO): G protein-coupled receptor signaling pathway
Cellular component (GO): membrane
Molecular function (GO): G protein-coupled peptide receptor activity
Source: RefSeq, a predicted model, not a curated record